Messenger RNA from Thlaspi arvense, 1236 nucleotides. Lineage: Eukaryota; Viridiplantae; Streptophyta; Magnoliopsida; Brassicales; Brassicaceae. The record is from the annotation of a GenBank genome assembly.
AUGAAUUUGUUGCUUGCCAAGAGGCCAAAAGAGGGGUUCUUAUCCUCAUUUGCAGGUGCUGGACAGUCUCUCGGUGCUGGUGCUCUUCUCGUGAAUCCUUGGGAUGUCACACAAGUUUCUUCUGCCAUUAAAGAAGCUCUAAAUAUGCCCGCUGAAGAAAGGGAAGAGAGACAUAGGGUUAAUUUUGAUGAACUCAAUGACGCUUUCGAUGAAUCGGAGAAGCAAAUUAGGAAAAUCCCACAUGAACUUCCACAACAAGAUGUGAUACAACGAUAUUCGCAGUCUAACAGUAGACUGAUAAUCUUGGGUUUCUGUGGAACACUCACUGAGCCACUGAAUAAAGAAACUAAGGAAACGGAUCUUAAACUACUAAACCCAGAGCUAAAAGGAACACUGAAAGCAUUGUGCAAUGAUCCAAAAACAACAGUAGUUGUAUUGAGUACAAGUGGCAAAAACAUAUUAGAUAAAAAUUUUGGAGACUAUAAGAUAUGGCUGGCUGCGGAAACUGGAAUGUUCUUAAGGCAUACCACUGGAGAAUGGAAUGUUACAAAUAUCCCUGAAAACAUGAACCUCGACUGGAUCGAUGCUGCAAAGAAUGUUUUCAAGUACUUCACUGACCGAACUCCAAGAUCGUUCUUCGAAACACGCGAGACUUGGCUUGUGUGGAAUUACGAAUAUGCAGAUGCUGAAUUUGGGAGAGCACAAGCAAGAGACAUGUUGCAACACUUAUGUGCAGGACCAGUCUCUAAUGCAUCAGUUGAUGUUGUUCGGGGAGACCAUUCUGUUGAAGUCCAUGCCAUGGGUGAGACUAAGGGGGCAGCAAUUGGUCGUAUUUUGGGAGAAUUAGUGCAUAGAAAAUCUAUGAUUACACCGAUUGAUUUUGUCUUUUGUAGUGGUUACUUCUUGGAGAAGGACGAAGACAUUUACACAUUCUUCGAAUCAAAGAUCUCGCCUUCCAGGUUAUCUCAUGGAACUAGGUCGAGGUCUUGUUCAAGUAAUCACUCCCUAAAGAAGAAGAAGAAGAAGAAGAAGGUUUCACAGAACGUUCUUGACCUCAAGAAAGAGAAUUACUUCUCUGCAGCCAUUGGACAAGCUCGCACAAAAGCUCGCUACGUCAUUGACUCAUCUCACCAUGUUGUGGAUUUGCUCCACAUGCUCGCAGUUGCAGAUACAAAGACAACAACAACGGCUGGCUCAUUUUCGCAACGCAAACGCAAAUUGGAAACACUCCAAUGA